Molecule: messenger RNA, 367 nt
Organism: Vigna radiata var. radiata (mung bean)
Lineage: Eukaryota; Viridiplantae; Streptophyta; Magnoliopsida; Fabales; Fabaceae
Product: early nodulin-93-like
Exons: 4
Coding region: 31-321 (96 amino acids)
Source: RefSeq, a predicted model, not a curated record
AAAACUUACUAAUUACUUCGCUUUUUAGAUAUGGCCAAAGGAAAUUCUCCUCUCCUCAGACCUACCAUCGCCAAACGAUCUUCUCAUCAGAGUGUGUUAGCCGGAGCAAAGGCAGCAGUUGUUGCAUGUGUUGCCACCGCCAUUCCAACUCUGGCUAGUGUGAGGAUGUUGCCUUGGGCAAAAGCCAAUCUCAAUCACACAGCUCAAGCUCUCAUAAUCUCCACAGCGACGGCAGCGGCAUAUUUCAUAGUAGCUGACAAGACAGUUUUAGCAACGGCAAGAAAGAACUCCUUCAACCCACCCUCCCAUUCUCAACCAUGAAAUGUAUUCCAUUUCACUGAUACUUAUGAAAAAACAAUGAUAUUUU